GACGCCGCCGCCGGGCGGCAGGGGGCGCUGCGCCGGCCGCUGGGGCGGGAAGGGCGGUGGGAGUGAGUAGCGAGUAGCGUGGAAGCGGUCCGAGCUGCGCUCUGCUGUUGUGUCGGUGCCUCUCCUAUAAACGGGCAAUAGAGUCCUCGAAACAUCAUUGCCAUAACAUGAGAUAAAGCAGAGAAAGCACAUCCACUGAAGUAUGGAAAUGUUACCAUCUUGGCAAGGUGGGUUGGCAGUGUUUGUUGCUUUUUCUUCUUUCAUCUCCUUUCUGUUUUCAUCAGCUAGAUGGAAAGCCUUGAAGUGUGGUUAUAAAACAACAGUAAAAAUAGCACUGAGCAGCUGCAUUUCAGCUGUUUCACAAGGCUCUGUAUCAACUGUGUUCACCACAAUAAAAGCAUUCUAAUUGCCAUUCCUGUAAGUUCUCCUUGGCAUCUGAUAGGCAAGUAGUAUUCUUUCUGGCUCAUGAAUCAUUACUGGAAAUAAAUAGAUCUUGAGUAGAAAAUGGGUUGGUUCCGCUUGAGCCAAAAUAGAAUCCAAAAAAUAGAAGAGCUUACGUGCUUCACUGAAUUUGCUCUGCACUGUGGAGUGUGUAACAGUACGUGAUGGAAAUGAUGCCAAACAAAAACAGAGACAUAGCGAGAGCUGAAGACAGCACUUUUAACUUGUCAUUUUUCUAUGAUGAUUAAAUGCAUUUUCUUGUAAUUAGCAGCGAUCAUUUGCUGUCACAUGCCAUACAAGCUCACCAAGGCACCAGCAAGGAGUACUGAGUCAAAUAUGCAAAUGUAGAGCAUGGCACUGCAGAUGCGCUCAGUGCUUGCCUGUCUGGGUGCACCUCUAUGCACCAUCUGUGUUGCCUGGCUGAAGCGGAAAUGAUUCGUGAGUGUCUCAACUCUUAGGCUUGGCUUCGAUGAAGGCAGAUUUGGAAUUCCUUUCUCUACCCCACUGUCACUCUCAGCUGCUGCAGAGUUCUGUGCUGGUUCUUGUUGGAGAGGCUCAGAGAAGCAGAAGGUGAUUUAGCUCUAGGGAAAUAACAGACAUUGUAGAAUUGGGAAAUAACGUAAAAAAAAAUUCUACAUUAUGGAAAUGGAAAUAGAAACAUUGAUCUUAUAAACAAGUGUAUAAUGUAAAACAUGCAUUGGGAUGCAUUUGGACAUAGCACUAUAGACAAAAAGCCAAAUGUAGACAUACGACACAGAUAGGUAUAUUUUUAACCAACGAGAUUUUUGCAGUAUUACCAUCAACUAGAGUUCCUUUUCUGAUCUCAUGUAUUUACAGCUAUCUUGAUUGCUGUAUAUUUAAAGUACAUUUACUGCUUUGGUAUUGUAUGGUGACGUUUCUCUGAAUAACUAAAGGUUUAUGGUCCUAUAAAUGGAUGUGUAUUUUCAAUGUAUUGUGGGAAAUGUUGGAAGUGGGAUAGAAAUAAAUGUCAGAAAGAGUAAACAAAGAGAAAGUACUUUUUUUUUUUUUUAACUCUUGAGAACAUCUGAUAGGCAAUGAACUAUUGAAUUAAUACAAAACUGAGAUAGAAAGUCAAACCACAUUAAAGUUAGAAAUGAUGUUUUCAUUUUUCCGUUGUAUUCUGCACUUUCAGGAUUUCUGCUGAUGUGUAUAUAUAUGCUGAGGAUGGCAGAGUAAGAAGACAACACUUUCUUCUGGAAUCUGCUUGUUUUCUGUGCUCCUAACAGGAGGAAAAAGAAUCUGUUUAAUAUAGUAAUUUUCCCUGUGUGUUGUCAGGCAAUGUGUAAAUUAGGCUUUUUUUAUUGUUUGUACAUACAACCAUGCUCAAAAUGUUUUUAUCUAAAAUAUCCUAUAAUUUCUAACUAUGGAACAGCUUCACAGAUAGGAGCCAUACUAUAGUUGAGGAUUGCGAGUUACUACUGAAAGUUAUUUUCUUUUCUCUGAAUCUGUGGAUCAUCAAUUUAAUGAAGCAAUCCUGACAUAACCUAGAGUAUCAGAUCUUGCCAGUAUUUAAUGUAAACAAUAUGGAAACACAUGAGUAUUAAGUAUAGUGGUUGCUAGCAGGAAAAUAAAGGAAUUGUAAUGGGUUUUUUUUGUUUGUUUUGUUUUGGGUUUUUUGGUACAACUACUGGUCAUUCUCCUAACUGCUGUUUUUCCCAGCUUAUACUAUAAUAAUUUUAUUAUAAGAGAUUGAAUGCUCUUGGAUUCCAGUUAUAUGUGCAUUGAUCCCCUUUAUGUCUUUGCAUAGCCAGUUUUAGCUAUUUUUUAGCAGUCACUGCAUUAAGCACUGUGGCACUCCAAGAUUCCUCAGUUAAAAUGUUUUCAGCUGACCCCUGCAUGUCUGCCCUUAUGACUACAAAGUGAAAAGAUCUUUUUUAAAGAAAGACUGCCGUUGUUUAUCUUCCAUGCUGGAAGCAGAUCCUGCGGUUCUGAAAAGCACUGCUGUGAUCCUUUGUUCUUCUGUAAAAUGGGAAAAUGUCUUCCCCAGGUCUCUGGGGAUUUGCUGCUCCUCUGUGCCUCAGAGGGAUACAUUUUCAUUUAUGGAAAUGUUCAGAAUUAGCCUAUGUGCCUAUUGCCAUCUGUGCUUUUUUAAUUCUAAAUUUAAUAGAACUAGAUGUGCUACAGUUAAACUUCUGAUCUUGUCUUUGUAGUGAAGAUUCAUUGAUGGCUGUGCCUUUACACUGCCACUGAGCCCUUGGAAAGGGUUGGUAGGUAUGUGAUUCCUUGGCCUUCAACACAGAACCGGGUUUCCAUUUCAUGCUUUGCAGCACAGCAUUUCCCGUUUGACACAUUAAAGCCUCCGCAUCUGUGUGGCCCAGCUGAUCGGGUUUGCCCUUGGCCUGUUCCGAAGCCUUCAGCUGUUCAAAAGGCGGCGGGGCAGGUGAGGCCACGCCACCCCAUUCUCUGGCUCGUGUACCCCGGUGUUCGGCUGCCCCAUUCGGAGGCCUCUAAACCCGCGCCGGCAGCGGGCAGGGGUGGCCAGUGACUGCGGCUGCCGCCCCCCAGGCGCGUUGCGGGCCGCGCAUGCUCCGCCGGCGCAGCCCUCCCCCGUCUCCUCCCCCGGCCGGGCGGGCUGCGGGGCGGCCUCCACCAUUUCCGCGGGCGCGGGGCGAGGAAGAGAGCGGGGCCGAGUUCUGCCGGAGCGGCUCUUGCGGCUUCAGCACCGCGGCGCUGGACAGCGCCCGGCGAGCAGCGGCUCCGCGGCGCUGAGCGGCGGCCGGGGCGGUGCGGUGCGGUGCGGGCGGGACCGCAGCCGGUCUGGCUCCGGAGCUGGGCGGCUGCAGGAUGCUCCUCAAGCUGGCGGUCACGCUGCAGGUGCUGUCGCUGUUGGCGAGCCGGGCGCACGGCUUUCCGAAGCCCGCGGGCAGAGAUAAAGCUAUACACAACAGGCAAUUAAGUGUAGAGAGACCUUUGGAGGAACAGAUUGCUGAAGCUGAGGCAGACAAGAACAGAAAGAUAGCUCCCACAGAAAAUAAGCCAGAGUUCAGGAAUUAUUCCUUUGUUGAUGACUUGAACCUGCUAAAGUCAGUAGCAGAAAGAGAGAGGAAUGAAAAAGAGAGGGAGUCAAUUAGAAGCUCUUUGUAUGAACAGCAAUUGGCCAUUGAUGAUGCAGACUCCACCAAGAACCGCAGGCUCGUGGAUGACUAUGACUCUACUAAAAGUGGGCUGGAUUAUAAAUUCCAAGAUGAUCCAGAUGGCCUUCAUCAAUUAGAUGGCACUCCCUUGACUGCUGAGGACAUUGUUCAAAAAAUUGCUACGAGGAUUUAUGAGGAAAACGAUAGAGGAGUGUUUGACAAGAUCGUUUCCAAACUUCUCAAUCUGGGGCUUAUCACAGAGAGUCAGGCCUACACUCUGGAAGAUGAAGUGGCAGAGGUUUUACAACAGCUAAUUGCAAAUGAAGCAAAGGAUCGUGAGAAGGAGCCUGAAGAUUUUGAUUACCCUCCAAGCAGAGCAGACAGUGAUUCAAAGGAAAAGCAACAGGAAAAAUUGGCAUCAAGCAAAUCUGAUCAGGAUAGUUUCAUCAAUGGGGAAAUUGAUGAUACACUGGAUAACACAUGGUCAUCAUCUAAUAUCUUGGAAAGAAGAAAUGAGCUGCCUUCUGAAGAUGAUUUUGAAGACCUCCAGUACUUUCCAAACUUUUAUGCACUAUUAAAAAGUCUUAACUCAGAGACAGAGACAAAAGAGAAAGAGACCUUAAUAACCAUCAUGAAAACCCUGAUUGAUUUUGUGAAGAUGAUGGUUAAAUAUGGAACAAUCACACCAGAAGAAGGAGUUUCCUAUCUGGAAAACUUAGAUACAAUGAUAGCUGUGCAGACAAAGAAGAAACUUGAGAAUCCUUCCACUAAAAGCAAACCAAAGCAACCAGCAGACAAGAGUAGUGAAGAAGCAGACAGUACCAAGGAAGAAGCAGCUAAAAUGGAAAAGGAAUAUGAAAUCUCGAAGGAUUCCACAAAAAAUGAAGAACAAAAUGCAGCAGGAAACAGCGAAGAGCCCAGAGGAAAAGCUGAAACAUAUUUGGAAGCAAUCAAGAAGAACAUAGAAUGGCUAAAAAAGCACAACAAACAAGGUAACAAAGAAGAUUAUGAUCUUUCAAAGCUGAGAGAUUUCAUUGAUCAGCAAGCAGAUGCAUAUGUGGACAAGGGCAUCCUGGACAAGGAAGAAGCGGAUGUAAUUAAACGCAUAUAUGGCAGCCUGUAAAAAGCCGGUGGCUGCCCACCACGUAGAAAACUAGUGUAGCUUUCCCCCAUCCCAGCUCAAUGACUUAUGGUCUGUUGUUUUGAAGAUAUCAUUAGAAAUUCCUUUAUGUUGCACUGAUAACUUUUUAGGAAUGGAGAGCUGCAGUGCUCUGUACACUGACUGCAUACUGUAUUUUCCUACACUCGCAAAUCAAAUCUAAACACCAACUUCUGACACUGACUUUCUAUUUGACAGGGUAAAUAUUUAUGUAAUGCUCUCUUUGAUUUGUGUUUGGUUUACUUUGUAGAUAAACCUAUCAUUUCUGAUAUGGAGAAGUCUUUUAAUGCUGCACCUUUUUGCUCUCACUCCACUAGCUUUCUAUAGAUGCAACUAUGUAAAGGGCAUUAUUAGGAAAUAGUUCAUAGAUCUUUAAAUAAA
Messenger RNA from Phasianus colchicus (ring-necked pheasant), 5076 nucleotides. RefSeq names its product secretogranin III (gene SCG3). Gene Ontology annotation, biological process: protein localization to secretory granule. Lineage: Eukaryota; Metazoa; Chordata; Aves; Galliformes; Phasianidae. The record is from RefSeq and is a predicted model, not a curated record. Gene Ontology annotation, cellular component: secretory granule membrane.